Molecule: messenger RNA, 4088 nt
Organism: Carassius auratus (goldfish)
Lineage: Eukaryota; Metazoa; Chordata; Actinopteri; Cypriniformes; Cyprinidae
Product: myelin-associated glycoprotein-like
Exons: 11
Coding region: 151-2112 (653 amino acids)
Biological process (GO): cell adhesion
Cellular component (GO): plasma membrane
Molecular function (GO): sialic acid binding
Source: RefSeq, a predicted model, not a curated record
CAAUACAGAAGAGAGGCUGAGUUGAUGUGCUUUGAGAAAACGCCCCCUUGUUUGUGAGGGAAGGACAGCAGCGGCUAGUAAACCGUUGGAGAGGGAGUUGGUUGUGGUUCAGCACACUCUGCCAGCAGUUCAAGAGGAUAAACUGAGACCAUGAAGAGCUUGGAGCUGCUGCUGUUGCCUCUGCUGCUUAUCCUGAAAGAUGUAAGUGCUCAGUGGAAUGUAUGGAUGCCCAGAGACAUUUCAGCCAUGACAAACUCCUGUGUGGUUAUACCCUGUUCAUUCACAUACCCCUCUGGCGUCAGGCCUUACAGAGGGAUCCAUGGGAUCUGGUAUUUCGGCCACCCCUACCCCCAGCUUUUCCCCCCAGUGGUGUAUAAGUCACGCACAGAUAUUGUCCAUGAAAGCUACAAGGGACGGACCAGGCUCCUUGGUGACUUGACUCAAAAAAACUGUACCCUGAUGAUAAGUAAUGUUGGCGUGGAACAUUCUGGGAGGUAUUACUUCAGGGCAGACCUGGGUGGUGCAAACAUCUACACUUUUCCUGACUUUACAAAACUACAGGUGUUGGAUCAGCCCAACAUCGAUGUUCCAGAGGAGAUUGUUAGUGACCAAAGCCUGGAUUUGACCUGUUACGUCCCAGACAAUUGUCCAGACAUGAGUCCACAGAUCCAGUGGAUGUACACAGAGGACCUGCCCAACCCUCUAUUUAACCCUGACAAUGUUGAGGACAGCAACACUGCGGUACUGUCCAGCACCCUCACCUUCACACCCAAACCCAUGCACAAUGGCCAGCUGCUGGGCUGCAGGGUACACUACGAAAACACCACCUUUGUCUAUGAACGCCUCAUUUCACUGGACAUCAAGUAUGCCCCUCGAUUUGCGUGGGUGAAUGUGUCUCAAGAGGUAAUGGAGGGAAGCUCGGUGGUCCUGCACUGUGAUGUGGACAGUAAUCCAACCCCCACAAUAACCUGGUAUUUUGGAGACACAGAGCUGAGGUCGGAAGUUGCUUCAAACUCUUCGCUGCCUCUGGACAACCUAACCCCAGAGGAGGAUGGUGUCUAUACUUGCGUUGGUGACAAUGGCUACGGCAGCAUGAACGCAUCCAUGUAUUUGGCAGUAAAUUAUCCUCCACGGGAGCCGUGGAUCAAUGAAUCUCAAACAUUGUUGGAGGGAUCUUCAGUUGCUCUACAGUGCAUCAGCAAAGGUAACCCAAUGCCCACGCUGACCUGGCUGAAGGAUGGGAAACUGGUGGGCACUAUCACAGCAGAGGAGGGGUCUGUGCUUGAGCUGCAGAAAGUCACGCCUCAGGACCACGGAGUCUACCGCUGUCUAGCUGAGAAUGAACACGGACGGGCCAGUAACUCACUUAACAUUACUGUAGAAUUUGCCCCUGUCCUCCUUGACGACUCUAAAUGCACCAUUGUACGUGAGGGCGUUCAGUGUGUCUGUAUUGCCUCUGGAAACCCUGAGCCUGUGAUUGAGUUCUUCCUGCCUGACCUCAACAUCACCAUCAAUGACUACAAUAACACAUUUAACUACCACACAUACUCAGAUGGGUACACGUCCACGGGCAUCAUCAAGCUCCAGGACAAGGGUGAAAGGGGGAACAAUGGUGAUACCGCUGUCCAUGUGCACUGCAGCAUCAGCAACACAUAUGGCUCUGAGACCAUCCCUUUGGGACUGCAGCAAGAGAAAAAGUUCAUGAUGGCUGUCAUAGUGGGGACUAUUGGAGGUGUGGCAGUAAUCGCCUUCAUCAUUGCAGCUGUGCGAUACGUUGGUCAGAAUAAUAAAAAAGAGAAUGGUAACCCUGGGCAGGACGUGGGAUCUAAAGUGGAGAAUCCCUCAAUGUUCUACAGCGCAGUCAAGAAGGACAAACAGAGUCUCAGGAAAAAAGUGCUUAAGACUGAGCUCCUGGGCUCAAAGUUUAACUCCAUCCUAGAAGAAGGCACGGGAGACGACAGUGAUUACCAAUCUGUUGGCCCAAUUGCAGGCAUGGAGAGGCAAGAGCUGAACUAUGCCACCCUAGAGUUUCUACAUGGACGACAUCUGGAGGGAGGCUUCAGGAGGGCUAAUGGUGACAGCGGUGACUACACUGAAAUUAAGGCCAAAUGAACCGCGAUUCUUCCCUGAUGCCUCAACCAAACGGGACACAGUGGCCACUAGGGCCCAAUAAUUCCCACUGCCCCACAAAUUUCCUAUUUCACCCAUUUUAAAUGUGGCCUUUUCAAGGGACAGUGGUCUCGGACAGUUAACAGACAAUGAGUCUGAGGCUGUUUUAGAUUGCAUUCUCUUAUGUCUUCAAGGUUCUGGGAAAUAUAUGUUCCCUUUUCAGUGAAAGAUACUGUACAGCAGAGUUUCUUUAUAUAUUUAUUAAUGAUUUUGUUUAUUUACACCCAUUCUUGACUGUAACCAUACCAUAUAUGUUGUCUUUCAAUCAGAUAUGAGAGGUUUUAGUAUUCUCCUGGUUUCAAAGACAAUACUUUCCAAAAGGAAGGGUGUUUUUCCCAAGAGUUACAGUAGAGCUUAUAGUCUGAAGCAAGCUUAUGGGAAAUGGUAUGGUUUGCAGGUGAGUCUCAGUCACUAGUGGUCCUUUUAACUGUGUCCGCUGUAAGUCGAAGCAUCAGGGAACGAGGUGCUAUGUGCGCCUCGACAUAAUUUAUAAGCACUAUCCCAACUCUGGGUACGUCUUGAAGGCCUAACACUCUCUAAAAUACAGCAGUUGUUUCAGUCUUUUUCUGAGUGUAUCGGUCUUCAUCCACAUUUCAAUAUUCAUCCACUGAAACUUUUAUCACAUGCCCAGAAGUGUUUGUUAAAGGAAUAGUUCACUUAAAAAAAUGAAAAUUCCGUGAUUUCACCCUCAUUUUGUUCCAAAGAAUUUCACAAGAAACCUGUGUAGUUCCAAACCGGUAUGAUAUUCUUUCUUACGUAAACGUAAAAGAAGAUAUUUUUUAGAAUGUUGGUAACCCAAUGAUUGCUGGCAGCCAAUGACUUCCACACUGUAGAAAAAAUACUACAGAAGUCAAUGUCUACCAUCAACUAAAAUAUCCUCUUUUGUGUUCGGCAGAAGAAAGAAACUCAUACAGGUUUGGAACAACAUGAGGGUUAGUAAAUGAUGACACAAUGUUCAUUUUUGGGUGAAUUAUUCCUUUAAAUUAAUACUCGUUUUAUUUUUCAUUUAUACUGUAUCUUCACUUAUUUGUAUUUGUAAAUGAAAACAGGCCAGUAACUGGAUUGAAAACUGGUUUAUUGAAUGGUUGCUGGAUUUUGUUUGUCCAAACUACUUUGUACCCUUUUAUUCAGACAUAUAUUUGUUUUAAAUGUUCCAAGUACAGUACAUUAAGGAGCAAACUCCCCCUGAUAAUAAUCCAGUCAAUCUGAUAGGAUGUAGUCGGCUAUAUGAUAAUGCCUGAAGGUCAUCCCUGCUCCAGCACACAUUGCAAUCUAAUACGGUUAUCAAGCUGACAUUUGAUAAAGCAGAAAGUCCGAUUAAAUAAUGGAUGAUUGUUGCUCAUCCUUUGAAACUGAAUAAGAAAUAAGCACCAUUUAGGAAGGUAUCACUUUACCUAAGGUGCUUGAAAUAAAUGUAAUGGUUCAUGUAAUCAUGUAAUCCUCUGGUAAGGUUGUGUUGAUAGUUGUUUGUUAGAUGGUCAGUAUAUGCGAUUAGCCCUUGAAAUGCAAUUUGACUAACAGAUUAAUGAGUCAUUAUGAUCUUAAAUUAAUCAAGUUUAACAUUUCUAAAGCAUUCAAGGCACCUUGGUAGGAUACCAAUUUAUGUAAAUACUCUGCAUGAUAUAUAGUUCUGUGUUGUGAACCUUUGACCACACAACAAGAACAUACAUUGUGCAACAAUGGUGUAUAUUUUGCAGAAAAUCACACACACAAAGGCAUUAUAUGUGCAUAUACAAUUAGUAACAAAGACGGUCCAAGUUUGAAGAUGUAUACACAGAUAUUUAUUUGUAAGCAAACCGAUUCAGGGGCGCAUUAGUUGGUCAAACCUAAUUUUUCACUUUGAGUGUUGUAAAGAAUAUUUGUAUGUUUCUCACUGUGUGAUGGCAAUAAUAAUGAACACAUAAUGUUGUUUCCUUAUU